AUGGAAGACAGCGUGAGCGUGCGCUCGGGCACCACGCGCUACCUCGUGGACAUCCGCGCUGGCACGCAGACCAACAUGACCCACCCCGGGCGCCGAGUGCGCCGGGUGCGGCGCCUGGCCACAGGACCCGGCAGGAACGCGAUCUCGGCGCAUCCCUCGUUGGAGCGGAACUUCAGCGCCGUGGACCGGGGCCCGGUGAACGACUUCGAGCAGAAGGUGCUCGAGCGGAAGCUAGGGGAGGAGCACUUCAGGCAAGAGGAGGAUACGCAGACGGACCCGAGCAUCCAGAUGGAGUUGGACCGAGGCGAGGCCGCGCCGAGAUUGCGGGUGGACUUCUUCAAAGUGCCAGCGGAACAGGGCAAGGAGUCGCCUCUGCCGGCGGAGUGCACGUUGCUGCAGGCGCUGCUGUGGCCGGAGCCAGCCGCCAUGCGCCAGGUGGAGCAACGCCUGCGCUACACCGUGAGCACCUCACGCGCUGCCAGCUCGUUGGGCUGCCAGGUGGUGCCCCUCUACAUGCCGGAGCGGGAGCGGCGUAGCUCCAAGGACGCCAAAAUAACCGCGCCGCUGCAGCUCACCGAGGUGGUCCACCGGCUCAACAAGUACCUGGCAGCGAAGAACGCCCUGCCCAGGCUGACUGAAGCCGUGGCCACCCUGGUGAAGGAGCCCGACUCCCCCACGGGGAGGAUCAAGGAGGAGCGUUUCCGAUUGGUCUUGGAGGAGGUGGCGAGCCAAGUAUUGGAGGCGGAUGAAAUGCUGGCAGUCUUUCCAGAGAAAGCCGCAUUGCCCUGA
Messenger RNA from Effrenium voratum, 789 nucleotides. Lineage: Eukaryota; Dinophyceae; Suessiales; Symbiodiniaceae. The record is from the annotation of a GenBank genome assembly.